UCCUACUUUCCUUCCGCCUACCGUCGUGUGAAAGGGAAGCGGCCAAUGGAAAUAGGAGUCCAGAGGGGCGUACGCAACGCCGAAGGUCCCCGGUCGCCUCAAGGGCAUUCUCCCGUGUUGCGCGUCGGGCCAGCUCAGUCUCUCUGAAGAAGCUCUCCGGAGUCGCCGCUUGUGAGAGGCGGCAGAAGAAAGCCCCUCAGAGAUCAAUGGGACACUUUCUAGGCUGAAAUGCUAUGCCUAGUUCUUACUCUUAUUUAUAUGGAAGCCAUCAGUAUUCACAGAGAGGUUUGGCUUGGUCUUUGCUUAAAAAUUGGAGCGCUGUUUGGGGAAGGAUCCAUAUGACAUCACCCUCUAAUCGUUCAUGUUUUUGGUGUCCUCAGGACUCUUUGUCAAAAGAUUUGAUUCAUUACAAACUUUUCUGAAAGAAUGCAGUCCAGUGUUCCUUGACUGUUUAAAAUGGCCUUGCGGAAUGUCAACAAGCAUUUGUGGAAUUCCAGUGGACAAGACGUGAACCCUGAUCUUGACAUUGAAAGGAAAACUGCCUCCUUCAGUGUAGAGAGGCUUACCAACAUCCUGGAUGGAGGUGCUGAAAACACCCAGAUCCGGCGGGCAGUAGAUGCAGUGCUCCAGAAUGACCCCGAAUUUAACAGAGAAAACCAGUACUUCCAGAGCCAAAAUGAGAGAUACGAAGGUGCUGUCAGGCGAUCUUUUUACCUGUCCAAGAAAAUCGAAGAAAUGGGAUGGGUUGAAGAUGGACUCGAACAGAAAUAUUGCUUUAGGGCACUUGGUGAUGAUUUGGCGUUUGGUGUGCACAAAGUCUUUAUAAAGAGCAUUCUGGGGCUGGGCACAGAUGAGCAAAUCUCCAAGUGGAUCCCCUUGGCAAAAAAGUAUCACAUAGCAGGGACAUAUGCCCAGACUGAAUUGGGACAUGGAACAUACCUUCGGGGUUUGGAGACCAUGGCCACUUUUGAUGUCACCACUCAGGAGUUCAUCCUCAACACCCCAAAGAUCUCUGCCAUGAAGUGGUGGCCAGGAGACUUGGGGAGAUCAGCGACUCAUGCAGUGGUUUUUGCACAGCUUUACCUCAAAGGAAAGUGUUAUGGGAUGCAUCCCUUCAUGGUGCAGAUCCGCAGCCUCCGAGAUCACUCGCCAGCUCCAGGAGUAACCGUAGGGGACAUCGGUCCCAAAAUGAACUUUGAGCAUAUUGACAACGGCUACCUCUUGUUGAAGAAUGUUCGGAUUCCAAAGGAAAACAUGCUGGCCCGGUUCUCUCAGGUUCUGUCCGAUGGCCAGUACAUCAAACGAGGAUCUGAAAAGAUUAACUACUUGACUAUGGUUGUGGUCCGUGUGGCCAUUAUUCGUGAUGAAGUUGUAAACACUCUGAUGAAGGCUUGCACUAUCGCUGUCCGAUAUUCCGUGGUGCGCCGGCAGUCAGAAUUAAAGCCUGGGGACCCAGAGCCCAAGAUUCUGGACUAUCAGACCCAGCAACAGAAGCUGCUGCCUCAGCUGGCCACAGCCUAUGCCUUCCACUUUGUGUGUGACUACUUGCAGGAAAUCUUCAACAGAGGCUAUGCAGAAACUAAAGAAGGAAAAUUUGAUUUACUACCAGAGCUUCAUGCACUCGCUUCUGGCAUUAAAGUGAUAACCACAGACUACAGCUCAGCAGGUGUGGAGGUGUGUCGGAGAGCCUGCGGGGGACACGGGUAUUCUCUCCUCAGUGGCCUGCCUUCAUUGUACACUAAACUGGUUGCAUCAUGCACUUAUGAAGGGGAAAACACCGUUCUCCUCCUGCAGACAGCCAGAUUUUUGGUUAAAUGCCUUGGGAUAGCAAAGAGUGGACAACCCAUUCCUUCAUCAGCUGCCUACUUGUCUUCCACGGUCUCUGAGAAGUGCCAAGCCCAGGAAAAAAGAGAUUUCUUCAAUCCAGAUGUUUACACUGAAGCAUAUAAGCAGAGAGCCUUCAGGAAAGUGGGAAAUGCGGCAAUCAAACUUCAGACUCUGAUUCAGUCGGGAACGGCACAGCAUGAAGCAUGGAACUUGUGCUCUGUACAACUGGCGCAGGCUGCUAUGGCUCACAGCCACUACAUUGUAGUGCAAAACUUUGUCAAAGCGCUAGAGAAAUUUGAGAAAGAAUUUCACAUCCAGAGGAUCCUUAAGCAUCUCUGUGACCUCUUUGCAUUACAUGGGAUCUUCUCCAAUAUGGGUGACUUCCUACAGGCCGGUCACCUGUCUGGGAAGCAAAGCGACAUGGUGACCGAAUCUUACCUGGGUCUCCUGGCUGUCAUUCGGCCGGAUGCUGUUCCACUAGUGGAUGCUUUUGACUACUCUGAUGCAAAUUUAAAUUCAGCCAUUGGAAGUUACGACGGUCGCGCCUAUGAGCGGCUUUUUGAGUGGGCGAAGAAGUCUCCAACCAACCACCAGGACAACAAGGCCUUCGAGAAGUACUUGAAGCCGCUUUUCCAGAAUGCCUUGUCAAAGCUAUAAAAGACGGGGACGAAGCCAAGGAAGCUCCAUUUGCUGCUGCCCUCAAAAUAACACCAGCACUUACCCAAAUACUACAAAGAUGGCAUAAGAGCUGCCGUCUUCUGCUUGCCAGAAGAGCUCAUCAAAAUGACUGUCUUCAUCUCUUGCCUGUCAAGUCAAUCAGCUUAUGCCCAUGAGAAGGGACAGGGUUCUUUAUGUUUAAGUAGACCAAAUUUUAUCUUAACCAUUCUCAAAGAAACUGGUAGUACACAGGUAGCAGCUUGCAGUUGUUGCUGAAGAAUCCCUAGACUGGUCUUAGGACCAAGGGAAUGGUUGCACAUGAACGCACAUGACGCUGCCUUAUACAAAGUCAGAUCAGUGAUUGGUCAAGGUCAGUAUUGUCUUCUCUGACCGGCAGCUGCUCUCCAGUAUCUCACACCGAGAUCUUUCACAACACCUGCUGCCAGAUUCUUUUAACUGUGGAUCAGAUGUUCUGUCUCUGUUCCAUGACCCCUCCAAUACAGUCUCCUGUUGUAAAUUUAUGAUGGCACAACCACCACUUGAGAGAGGAUCCACUGUAGCUAUACCACGACAAUGCUCUAAUUGCAAACCUCUCUGAUAGGCAUACAGUUCUCCCCCCACCCCUCGCCCACCCGAGACUGUCUAUCAGAUUGGAGGAUAUGACCUCCGAGGUAUUUUCACACUUUAACACUCUAUGACCUGCAUCACCAGCAAAUAAAUUGUUCUCCAGCUGGUAUAAGGAAGUGAAGCAGGGAAAGAAAUACUGUUCAAUGGUACAGCGCAAUGUGGAAAGUCCCAGAUCUAGUUCUUGGCAGUUCUUCUCCCAGGCUGACUCUAUAGUGUAGCCUAAGCUCCUUGGAAUAAUAGGCUAAAAACAAUGCAAUCCUAAGAAGAGUUACUCCAGUCUAAGCCCACUGAUUUCAGUGGGCUUAGACUGGAGUAACUCUUCUUAGGAUUGCACUGUAAAACUCUCAGGUGAGCAAGCUCAAAAAGUCCAAAACAUAAAUCUCAAAAGGGCUGCUUCUGGUAAUAGUAAUAAUCUGGUAUUGGGAUGGGUGCUGGUGGAGCCAGACACCACUGCAGCUUGGCUGAGGCAAUCAAAUAACUUUUUUAGCCAAGGCAAGUCAAACCAGGGCCUUUGUUUUUCUCACACUCAGCUGCUCCAGUGCUACAAGGCAGCUCAUUGUAGCUUUAAAAAUAAAAUAUAGCUAUGUACAACUAAA
This is a messenger RNA of Eublepharis macularius, 3707 nucleotides long. RefSeq names its product peroxisomal acyl-coenzyme A oxidase 2-like. Gene Ontology annotation, cellular component: peroxisome. Bases 457 to 2484 code for a protein of 675 amino acids. Gene Ontology annotation, biological process: very long-chain fatty acid metabolic process; lipid homeostasis; fatty acid beta-oxidation using acyl-CoA oxidase. The transcript has 16 exons. NCBI's taxonomy places the organism in Eukaryota, Metazoa, Chordata, Lepidosauria, Squamata, Eublepharidae. The record is from RefSeq and is a predicted model, not a curated record. Gene Ontology annotation, molecular function: fatty acid binding; FAD binding.